Pseudoliparis swirei is the source of this 2551-nucleotide messenger RNA. RefSeq names its product cholesteryl ester transfer protein, plasma (gene cetp). Gene Ontology annotation, biological process: reverse cholesterol transport; phospholipid homeostasis; phosphatidylcholine metabolic process. Gene Ontology annotation, molecular function: phosphatidylcholine binding; cholesterol transfer activity; cholesterol binding. The transcript is spliced from 17 exons. Gene Ontology annotation, cellular component: high-density lipoprotein particle. The record is from RefSeq and is a predicted model, not a curated record. The coding region runs from base 234 to 1730 and encodes 498 amino acids. Lineage: Eukaryota; Metazoa; Chordata; Actinopteri; Perciformes; Liparidae.
AGGAAAAAGACUAGUCGGCUUUAGUGUCUUCUCAGCAAAGACAGAGGAAAGUCUGACUGAAAUAUUGUAAUUCAUAGACACAGAUGUGUGAGAGCAGAGCAGCCACAACGUUUGGGAGUUGGAGUUUCAAAACGCUCCAGACUCCGGACCUGAGGUGAGAUUUGAUCAGAUUCUACUCAGAAAAACUCCACGACCACAACGAGCUCCCACCAGGUCUAUCACCCAGUUACAAAAUGCCUCGUGAUGUUUUCCCAACACUGCUGCUGCUGCUGUCCCUUUCUGUGUGUGGGGCGUCCCGCGUCUGCCUGAAGGACCCAGAGUCAGCCUACAGGUUCACUGGAGCUGUGUGUCGCCUCACCUACCCUGCAGCUGUUGUGUUGAAUGAGAAAACUACGAAAGUGAUUGAGGCGGCGUUCCAGCAUGCCAGAUACCCGAGUGUGAAGGGAGAGUCGUCUCUGCUCUUUAUAGGCAAAGUCAUAUAUGGUCUGGACAAUUUGGAGAUUCACAACCUGUCGAUUGGUCGGAGUGCGUUUGAACUGCAUCCAGGUGAAGGCAUCGCCUUGGAAAUAGGCAACGUGUCCGCAGUCUUCAAAGGGAGCAUCCAGUAUGGAUACGGCAACUGGCUUGUCAACUUUGGAAAUUCAAUCGACUUUGAAAUUGAAUCUCAGAUUGACCUCGGAAUCAACCCUAAACUCUACUGCAGAGAAGGGAAGGUAGCAGCGGACACGUCGGACUGUUAUCUUCAUUUUCACAAGCUCCAUCUGCAUCUGCAGGGCAACAAAGAACCAAACUGGCUGAAGAGACUCUUUACUGACUUCAUCACCUUUACUGUGAAACUGGCCAUAAAGGGACAGAUUUGCAAGGAAAUCAACAAGGUGGCAAACAUCCUGGCUGACUUCAUACAGGACCAAGCAGAUCAGUUCCUCAGUUCUGGAAACAUAAGCGUGGACAUUGGUGUAACUGCUGCUCCUGUCAUCAAUGCUAACUACAUAGAAUCAUAUCAUAAGGGGCUGACUAACUACAACAACACCACCGCUGUCAUCAAUGGCUCUGUGUUCCACCCCAGUCAGCUGACUGAAGACAGGAUGCUCUACUUUUGGAUCUCAGACCAGGUCCUCAACCCCAUGGUGAGUGCUGCCCACCAAGAUGGACAGUUCCAACUCAACAUCUCUGGACCAGAACUCACUGACCUUUUCAAGACAAAUCUCUCCAGUGCAAUGCCCGAAUUCAUGAGAAAGUGUCUGCUGGAAUCAGGUUCUCCAGAGCUACGAGUGUGGAGUUCAUCUGUUCCCUAUUUAAACACCUCCACCUCUGGGACCACUGUGAGGGGGACGGCCUCAGGGCAGCUUCACUGUGGGACUCCAACACUCUUCUUUAAAACGGAUGUGGUCAUUGACGUCACAGCUUCCUAUGCUGAUAAGAAAGUCUUCCUGAGGGGUAACCAGUCAGAGGUCUCUGUAUUACAAGCUGAGCUGUCCCUACAAAAUCAAACGCUGCUGGAUGAGGAUCACAUCGAGUUCAUAAGAGAAGCCGUGAAGAAGAUAGGCAUUCCCAAAGUCCUGUCUGCUUUGGAGAUUGAGCUAACCAGGCUAUUGGACAAACAGGGGACCAACUUAUUUGACAUCUUCAACCCAGAGGUGCUUCCUCAGGACGGCUUUGUGGUGAUGCAAAUGGAUUUUGGUUUCCCUCAUCACCUCUUGACGGAUUUCCUUAAAAAGACUCUACAGUGAUUAUGCAACCCGUGAACAAUUUGAGCCCGAUUUGCACAAAGCGUUGCAUUUUGAUUUUGACCAUUUUGUUUAGAUAAAGUAAUACUUCCUUAGCUGUUUAUUAGAAUCAACUUAACAAAAGUGUAAACAAGCCUGUCACUAAUUGUGUCAUGACUACUGGUGAUCAUGAUGAGUGCAUGGCACUAAACUUGGAAAAGGAUAAUACAUUUGGAGGUGUUUAUAUUUUAUUGUGUAAAUUCACUAAUUCUAUUGUGUUUGUUUUCACAAAGAUAGCACAAACUAAGCAAAUGUAUAUUACAUGCAGUACUUUAUAUUACCAGAAAUGUUAAUUUAUUUUUUGGAAGGAGUUGAGAGCGCGUUUUAGCAGUCAAGGGCGGCUUUUAGUUAGUGUUUCCAAUGUGAACGAAGCCUUUUACAUGCUGCUGUGGCGUGACAAGCAGCUCGCGUUUUUCUACUCUCUGCUUAUCACUUUGAGUUGAAAAAAUUCUGCAUAAAAAUAACUUAUUAAGUAUUUUUUAGUGAGGACUGUGGAUGGUUUUGCUUGAUACCUGUUGCUAUAUGGCUUCAACAACCCUAGUUACCAUCAUCCAAAAGGAAAAUGAGUGCGAUACUUUAGUUUUUGGGCAUGAUUUUUUAUUAAGGUGAUAUAACCAAAGCAAAAACAAUUUUUUAAUGCUCUGGUACAUUGUAAGAAUUUGGACUAUUUUGCUUCGAACCAUAUAGGCAUGGUUCGUUCAUCUUUAUUUUACUCUAUUCACCUGUAGUGUCUUGCAAAAUGUAUGGAAUUAAAAAAUAGAUCAAACUAUAAAGUAAGGAGCAUC